Molecule: messenger RNA, 2646 nt
Organism: Pararge aegeria (speckled wood butterfly)
Lineage: Eukaryota; Metazoa; Arthropoda; Insecta; Lepidoptera; Nymphalidae
Product: protein SERAC1
Exons: 1
Coding region: 359-2539 (726 amino acids)
Molecular function (GO): protein binding
Source: RefSeq, a predicted model, not a curated record
UAUUUACCUAUACGAUACAAAUAACAAAACAACUAUUAUAAGGCCAAUGGGUGAUUUUUUCACUGUUUGAACCUUUACAAACCGCUUGAUGGAACCAAUGUUAAAUUUAAAUUACGUUGUUCAAUAUUCUAUAAUGUUAUAUUAUGUAACUAAUUAAACAAAUCCUUCAUAUAAUUGGUACGAUCGGAACACACGUGUAAUCGAAAAUGUAAGUGUCCGAAAGUUGUUGGCAAAGUUAUUGAACAACUUUUAAACUAUUUCGGUCCUUUGGCAUUUAAAACAUUGAUUAAAUAUGUAUUUAUAAGCUCACUUUGAUUGAUUUCACAAGAUUGAAAAUCAGAAAGCAGAAGUUACGAAAAUGAGCCUCCAAGACCGUUUGAAACCAUUAAUUAAAAUAUUGAAAGUGGUUUCACUAUGUGGUAGUAGUGUUUUGAUUGUUGCAUAUCACUGUAGCUUAAUAAACAAAAGUAUUAAAAAUAUUGUGAACACCAAUGUCUUAGAUGUGGAAAAGAAAUUCACUGCUGAAUAUAUUUACAUUGAUGACCCCUCCUACGAUGCCACAAUGAAGUUGGAACAUACUAGGGAGAUUUCAAAUUCUGUAGGGUUCAGCCGUAUUUGGAAAAGUUUAAAACAUUCCCUGGCUUGGAAGCUACUGUGGGUCUGUCGCCAUGGAAGUAAGGAGCAACGGAAUUUAGCUAUAGACCAAUUAGCAGCUUUUAAAAAUAAUAAGAGUUGGGACUGCCUAAGAAUAGCCCAAGCUGUAGAUAAAAAUACAGCAGUUCUUCUUGCUCAUACAUAUGGUGUUGACCUACGUUACUUCCUUCCACCUCCUUUACAUGUAAGAAGAGCAGCCUUGACAUCAGAACUUUUGUCAUAUACAUUUAAAGAUAUGAUUAAUUAUGUGCAAAUUGUAAAUCCUCAUAGUUGCAUACAGCAUUUUUUAUCUAAAUAUUUUGUUAAUUUGCAAGAACAAAUAGGUGAAGUAGACAGCUCACCUCCAAAGCCAGAUAAUCUCAGCGAGAAAGAACUUUGCAUACUAUGUCUUGAUGCUCUGCAUCAUCACAUUUUUCUAUUUUACCAGAAAUCAUAUGAAAAUGAUAAAUCUGUAAAUACAUUGCAUAAAUUGGGAUUACUGCCUAAAUUGGCAGAGUUAAUGUUGCGAUAUAAACAUGAUACAGAAGUUGAUUUUGCAGUAUUAAAAAUACUAACUGUUUUAAGUUUGUACAAUAAUCUAUUAAAUGACUUUUUUCAAAAUGGACUUAUUGGGGAACUUGCUCGGCUACUAAAAUCAAAGGAUGUUCGUCUAGCCAGUUCUGCAGCUGUUUGUUUAGCCAAUCUCUCCGGCGAAUUUUGUUAUAGGCCUGGACUAUUUUUGUUAUACCCUUUAUAUAGACAAAGAAAAACUCAUACAUGUGACACUCUGCUUGUUCAUGGACUGCGGGGUGGUGUGUUUGUCACAUGGCGCCAGAGAGACAAAAAGUGUGCAGAACCUGUUGGAAUUAUAGAAGUGACAACAUCUGAUGUUGACUGUGACCCAUGUGAAGAAAGCACAGGUGAUAAAAAUAAUAGGUAUUUAGAUCCUGACCUUGAAAUGGUUUUAGAGCAAUUUAAAGAACUAGAAGAUGAAAAACUCUUGUCUAGUUAUGAAGUUGUGUUGAAUGACAUUCCAAUUGAAGCCAAGAGAGAUAUUAACAAUGACAUUUUACUGGCUAAAAAAAAGAGGGUAGCUUUAUUGCAAGAGGAGGAAGAUAAAUGUAGUCAUACACAUUGUUGGCCUAAAGAUUGGUUACCGAAAGAUUGCAGUAACCUAAGGAUACUGGGUUUUAAUUAUUGGAGUAAGCUAUCUGAUUGGUUGGAAGGAUGUCCACUUCAAAAUGCCGACAUUGUUGCUCGAGCUGAAGAACUUGCUUCUGCACUGAUUGAUGCUGAAGUUGGAAAAAAAAAUGUGGUUUGGCUGGCUCACUCAAUGGGUGGCCUGAUUGUUAAACAGUUGUUAGUAGAUGGUGCCCAAAAAAGUGAUGAGGCAUAUAAAAUAUUAUGUCAAAACACUAAGGCAGUGCUAUUCUACAGUACACCCCAUAAAGGCAGUGCAUUAGCAACAAUGCCUCGUGCUGCUGCAUCAAUAUUGUGGCCUUCACAAGAUGUUAAACAAUUACAAGAGAAUUCUCCUGAACUGCUUGAAUUGCAUGAGUUAUUCUUAAAAUUUGCAGACAAAUUUAACUGGGAAACUAUAAGUUUUGCUGAAACUUUACCAACUCUUAUUACAGCAUUCAAAGUACCUGUACACUUUGUUGAACCAUAUUCAGCAGACUUAGGGCGUGGAGUGUUUUAUCAACUUCCCCUUGAUCACUUAUCAAUAUGCAAGCCAGCAACCAGACAAUCUAUUUUAUACACAACAGUUUUAGAUAUUUUGCAGCAGGCAACUAAAUGUGAUGUUGAAAUGAAUUAUACUGAAUCUUAUGUUUAUAGAAUAGUGAAUGUAAUUUGGUUAUUUAUUAGUAGAAUAGUAAAUCAACUAAAAAGUACCAUGAAAGACUAGGAAACUGUUAAAAUUGCUACUAGAUCUGAGAAGUAAAACCAAAUAUAUUUGUAUGUAUUGUUUAAAACUUUAAAUAAUUUAACUUUGAUUUGCAUUGCGAAAUAUUU